AUGGUGUUUUAUCCACCCAGCUGGGUGCCAGAUUUACCUCAUAUUCCCGACUCCAUCUCACUUGAAGACUUUCUGAGCCAUGAAAAACAUGGCCGCUAUGCUAUCAAUGCAUCCAGGAACCCCUUCACAUGCGGCUUGACGGGCAGAACGUACUCAGCCCAAGAGGCCAGCCAACGGACAGAGUAUCUGGCGCGCGCGAUCAGGACUCGCUUCUCAUUCAAUCCAGAUGAGGGUACCGAGUGGGACCGAGUCCUUGCCAUCUUCUCCCUGAACACGAUUGACUACAUCCCAUUCGCUUUAGCAGUUCAUCGAUGCAAUGGCAUAGUCACGCCAGCCAGUGCUGCCUACUCGGCGCCCGAGCUGGAGCAUCAGCUGCGCUCAUCAGGCGCUAAGGGUAUCUUCACCUGUGUUCCUCUUCUCGAGACGGCCCUCAAGGCUGCCAAAGCUGCCGGCAUCGGCGAAGACGCCGUAUUCCUGUUGCCGGUUCCUGGCUUCAGUUCCGAGAAGCUUCCUUUUAAAACCGUCGACGACCUGAUCAUCGAAGGGGAGCGUCUUCCGGCGGUUGAGCCGCUCCGAUGGGUCAAGGGGCAAGGGGCGAGGCAAACGGCCUUCCUGAGUUACUCUAGCGGAACUUCAGGACUACCUAAAGCCGUCAAAGUGUCACACCGCAAUGUCAUAGCCAACGUAAUCCAAAUGGAAUUGUUCGAGAGAGUCGCUAGAGACAAGCUGGGCGUCAAGACGCAAGUCGUCCUUGGCGUCCUCCCUCUCAGCCACAUCUACGGCCUGGUCCUCGUCGGCCUGGUCUCCUGCUACAGAGGCGACGAGGUGGUCGUCCUCCCGCGGUUCGACCUGGAUGCUUUCCUCGCGGCCGUCCAGAGAUUCAGGAUCGAGCAGCUCGAUGUGGUGCCGCCGAUUCUCAUCCAGAUAAUCACCAACCAGGCCAAGUGCGACAAGUUCGACCUGGGCAGCGUGAGGAUGGUCUUUAGCGGCGCGGCUCCCCUGGGGAGCGAGCUGACGUAUGACAUUCUGCGCAAGUACCCCAAGUGGCACGUCGUGCAGGGCUACGGCAUGACGGAGUCGUCGCCGCUCAUCACCAGCACCAGCGAGCUAGAUGUAUUGGUGGGCUCGUCGGGCUCGCUCAUCCCGGGCUUCAAGGCCAAGGUUAUAGACGCAGACGGUAAUGAAGUGCUCGGAUACGAUAAGCGCGGCGAGCUUCUUGUCCAAUCUCCUGCCGUCGUGAUCGGCUACCUCAACAAUGAAAAGGCCAAUGCCGAGACUUUCGUAUGGCACGAGGAUGGAAGAUGGCUCAAGACGGGUGAUGAGGUUCUGGUCCGUCGGUCGGAGCAAGGGCAUGACCAUUUCUUCAUUGUCGACCGCAUCAAGGAACUUAUCAAAGUCAACGGUCAUCAAGUGGCACCAGCAGAGCUGGAAGCUCAUCUUCUAAUCCACCCUUUCGUGGCCGACUGUGCUGUUAUUCAGGUUCAGGAUCCCCGUGCAGGCGAAGUCCCCAAGGCUUUUGUUGUCAGAUCCGAAGAAGGGAAGGGCGAAUCUGAUGAGAAAGCCAUUGCAAGCAUCAGCAAGCACGUGGAAGACCACAAAGCCAGGCAUAAGUGGCUCAGAGGAGGCGUGGAAUUCAUCGAGACAAUUCCAAAGAGUGCCAGCGGGAAGAUAUUGAGAAGGAUGCUCCGCGACCUCGAGAAGGAUACACAAAGAUCCAAGGGGCCAAAACUGUAA
Molecule: messenger RNA, 1734 nt
Organism: Clonostachys rhizophaga
Lineage: Eukaryota; Fungi; Ascomycota; Sordariomycetes; Hypocreales; Bionectriaceae
Source: the annotation of a GenBank genome assembly